CGAUGAUGGGCAUCUUCGUAUUCGCCAUAACCGACAUCAUGAUCAUCGUCAUCGCCAUGACCGUUGCAAAAUAUCAGCAACCAACCACCAAUCAUCGCCACCGCCAUGGCAUGCUCGGCUCCGGAGUCGCACGCGGGAACACAAGCCGGAGCGCUGGCCCGAUCGGGCGAAACACACGCGAUAACCAAAACGCCUCGCGGGGAAAUGCGUUGACCUGGUUUCGGCAUGUCUCACGGUCACCGGCGGAUGGUACAAGGCGCAUAUAAAGCGAGCACGGAAGCUUGGCCACCUUCCGUGCCCCACAGCAAAAAGGGCGUCGGCAAGGGGAGACCUUUACAGGGCAAAGAAGGCAAGAAGGGGGACGGUGAAGGAAGGAAGGAAGGAAGAAGGAGGAAGGGCCUCUUGUGGGCCCAGCGCGGCACGUCGGAAGCAACAAUCCUACCAGCCCACACCGGCUGCUCGGCGAGAUGGGUCAAGGUGGGGGGAGGAGAGAAGAGGGGAGGGACGAGAGAGACCGAGCAGAGGCGCGAGGCAGGAUCGGAGCGCACCGCGGCGGCCGCCCGCCCGGCUUAAAGCGGCAGUGCCAGGGCGGGGAGGCCGACGCCUGGGGGCCAUGCCCCACCUC
Molecule: messenger RNA, 625 nt
Organism: Prorocentrum cordatum
Lineage: Eukaryota; Dinophyceae; Prorocentrales; Prorocentraceae
Source: the annotation of a GenBank genome assembly